Molecule: messenger RNA, 267 nt
Organism: Alternaria arborescens
Lineage: Eukaryota; Fungi; Ascomycota; Dothideomycetes; Pleosporales; Pleosporaceae
Exons: 1
Coding region: 1-267 (88 amino acids)
Source: RefSeq, a predicted model, not a curated record
AUGGGCAUGGAGGUAGCCAUGAAUCGAGUGGUGAGCGCCGACAUCGUCGUCAUUGCUCUAAAUCAAGACAUGAAGAGCGUGGGAGACACCAUCGUAGUCCACGAGAUGAUCGACAUUCAAGAUCACGACACAGACGCCGAGAUGAAGAGCGUGGGAAGCACUACGAAAGAUCCAGGUCUCAGGACCGACGCCCAAGAUCCCGUCGACGAUAUGAGGACAAUGGUGUUCUCGAUCCCGUUGUCGAGAACUUGCCAAAUGACAGUCUAG